UGCGUGUUGAACGUACGUCCGCGAUUAAACGCCCGGUAGACGGAAAGUCGCGCGUAAAAUCCGUGUCCCCAAGACAUGUUUUACCCCCCUUCGUGAUAUAUAUAUUUUUGAACGACAUUAAGUCGGUUUUAAUUGUUUCCUUUUUGUAUGGAAAAAGUGCCGAAAAUGCUACUGGUGGUCGGUUAGUGUUCAGUGAUGCAAAUAGUGUCUGAAAAUCAACCGGGAUCGUAUCCGCCGACAUGCCGUUCGUCCAGCGGAUCGUAGAACCGAAAUUCGUGUCCAGGCUCGCACUUUUCAACGACGAUGGUACGCCCAAGGUCGCGGACGAAGAAUUACAGGCGGUCACGAAUAGUACUUUGUGUAACGCCCUCAGGCAGUUGGCCUCUUUGGCUCUCGUCGCCGACGAUAUUUUCAAAGAGCUGGGUGGUCAGCUGAAGAUCAUUUAUCAGCGGUCCGAGAAUGUGAGGACCAAGAUCGCGACGGUCGAAGGGAAAGUCAACAAAUACGAUCCCAAGAAGGUUCCAGUUCCCGAAGGCGACAUCUGUUCCUUUGCCCAGACCAAGGAGCACUAUGCCGCCAAACACCCGAUGGACACCAACCUCUUUGGCGUCGCCAGCCGCACCGACGCCCUCAAGGCUUUGUACGAGGCGGCGUCCAAGACGCCCGUUCACGUGAUGCGUCAGUUGGACCGCUGGAGAAGAGACGGCCACAGAUCGUCCAAGUUCUUCGUUUGCACUCCCGUGUUAGGAGCCAAAAGGAGGAAGAUUAAAAGCAGGGUGGACAUCGAAAUCGAAACCAGGAUGCCGGACACGAUGAACGAUCUAAGACGCUGGACUUCGGACGAAGCCUUCGGUGACGUCACCGUGGGACCCAGCUGCGUGAGUCGUAUCACCAACGGCGCACUGAGCGACGGUGAAGCUACCGACGGCACCAUCGUCUCGGACGACGAAGGGGUCGACCACAAACUGCCUUCUCCGGAGGAACAGCUCCAAGUAGUCGCGCUCAGAUUCCCGGCGGAAAUAGUCGCGGUCGAUGUUUCCGGUCGCAGUUUCGACCGGAUGUCACUUCAACGCCGCUCGCUCAUGAACGGCGAAAUCGGCAAUCGGACGACAGAUGGCGACACGGUCAAACGAAAAGGGAGAACGCGCAAACCGCGAAGCAGGCGGCGAAACACUUUGGCGGGAACGGAUCAGAAAGAGAUACAAGACGCGCUGACGGCGGGGACCGAUCCAUCUUCGCCGACCACCUCGAAUCACCGAGAGACCGCCGGCAAAACGGCCACCGUGCCCAGAAGCAAGAGUAGCGACGUGCUGCGAUCGUGCAAACGCGAAUCUAUCGAAGUGAAAAAGUCACAUUUCAACACGCUAAAGCAAUGGGGCAAAACCCAAUACGACAAAUUAAUGAACAAAAGUUCGGAGAGGAGCGACGCAACGAACGCCGCGUCCAAAACCAACUCGGAGGACGGCGUGGACGAUUUCAAUUUGUACGAAACGAUCGCAUCGAGACGAAAGAGGAACUUGGAGAAGGAGCGCAAGACACACGAGAGGAACUCGUCGAUAUCUUCGUCAGAAAAAUCGCUGCCCGCCAACGGCAACACGUUAACGGCGAUGAUGAACAUCGCCGUGAAGUUGCGCGACAGCUCGCUGCAACGGCGACAGAGGAGGACCGGCACGAACAAGGAGGAAAUCCACUCGUCUUCGGGUAACUGGAGCGCGAGCUCGGAGAGUGGCAGGACGUCGAUCGGCUCGGAGAUUACGUCGACCACGACGCAACCCAAGUCUACGACGUCGGCCGCUACGUCCAACAACUCGCUGAACGUGCCCCAAGGGCAGCCGGGUUCGGUCAACUCCCGCAGGAGGUUCAAUUUCAACGCGUCCACGUCGGGAAGCGUGACGAGCGAGGGCACGCUGACGCCAGACAUAAUCCACGACCUCCACGAGGACGGCGACUCGGUGUACUCCUGCGACACCGAAGGCUAUUACACCUCUUUCCACAUGGACAGCGGUUUGAAAACGUUAAAGGAGGAGGAGCUGCCGUCCAGUCCCGUUCAGAGCACGUCGGCGAUCUCGAAUAAUACCGCGGAGAACGAAUACGAACUAUUCGGCAAGGGAAGUACGUCGACGACGACGAGUUCCGCCGGUACCGUUUGCACCACGUUAAGGGCGUCGGAGAGUAACAAGAGUCUGGUGAUCGGACCGGCGGUGCCCGAGCGAAAGAGCUCGCUAUCGAAGCUAUCGAAAUCGUCGUCGGAGAAGGAUUUCGGCACCAUCAAGCGCAGUCCCAAUACCACGACCGCCGCGAAAAAGUCUACGGACGGGGACGUGUCGCCGGACAGCGGCCACAACACGUCCAGUUCGCCGAUCGAGAGCGUCAGCAGUCCGAACGGUUUGAGGAGCGGCUCGGAUUUCGAAUUUUCCGAAUCGUCCGACAUGGAGGGCGCCGAACGUAUCGAACGCAUCAGGAUCAAGACGACCAUCAACUCCAGCAGGAUACCGUCGAUGUGCGUGAUAACGCCGUCGCACAGCGACGACGAAUCGAGUAGCAACUCCUCCUACAAGAAGCAGACCAUCAUAAACAACUUGAAGAACAGCUUGGAGAAGGUGGAUCCCGAUAAAUUCGACACGCGGAUCAUCAGUACCAACGUGAACGGCACCAACAGACUGGCGUUGGUCAGCGUUGACGUGAAAUCCGGAUACGCGACGGUAGAGAACAUCGACCGGCCGGACGCGCAAACCGCCACGGUGAAGGCAACUAUACGGGCGCCUUCGCCGAGCGGCGGCACCGUCACCGUCAAGGAGGAGUGCGCGAAGACCGUCACCCAACCGGUCAUAAAGUCAAGCCUUAUGCCGCUGAACAACAUGUUCGGCAAACUGAGGACCAACUUGGCGAGCCUGGCGGGCAAAAGAGACAGGAGCAAGUCGCCCAAGGCUGUCGCCGUCGACGAGGGCGAGUACGUCACCAUCGCGGACGUGCGCAAUAACAACAAAGAGGUGACGUACUCGAAUGACUCGAUCAACAGGAACCUGAACACGGUGCUGAGCGGAAAAAUGCGCGACGCCGAGUACGUGUCGCUCGACGAACUGCCCGUCAACGAGAACAACAACGUCACCUGUGGCGGAGGGGCGGAUUCGUUGGAACGCAAGCAGCGGCAGGGCGCCAGAGUGACCUUGGACGCGGAAGGCAAGGUAGUCUACAGUUCGGACAGCUUGAGGAGGCGUAAGGGCUGCCACACGACGUUCGAGCCGGGCCCGUUUAUCAAGUCCGGACAGAGUCCGGUUUCAAGUCCGUCGAUGCCGCCCAGGGCCACCGCCAACGUUCGUCCGGUAUCGAAGGUGGAGCAAUCGGGCAAGGUGGUGAUAAGGGCGUCCGGAGGAAAUCAAACGGAGAUCGUGCGUACUCCGACGGCCGUCGUCGGUCCGGGCAGUCCGAAAGGGCGGGCGUUGAGCCCGAAGGGAGCAUACGUGCACGUCCAAGCGGCGGGAGCGGUCGCGGCGUCGCCGAAAGAAGCGAGAGAAGGCGCGUCGCACCAGGACCGACCCCAUCAUCAUCCUCCAAACACGUCGCUUGGAACAUACCUACCAAACCGCACUCCAGACAUGUACAGAUACGCUGAAGACCAAUGCCAGUACCCCACGGCUCACCAGUACUACCAAGGUCGCGCCCUCUACUCGACAUUGCCCGGGAAACGGUCUCAGUUCUUCGGUUACGAAAUUCCCCCAGAGCGAUCAGUCACUCCCGACAUCACCCGAGGACUGGACAAGGAUACGCGACCCCUCACGAGGCAAAUGGUAUUCCGAAGUGACCAAAAUUUGAUCAGUUUGGGCGAGAAAGUGGGAAUACCCCAUCCGCAGGAGUUUUACAGUCCCAAGCUCGGUUAUCGUGACCUGGAAUCGCAGGGGGAGGAGGACUCUUUCAAGAUCUCGCCGAUAGAUCCAGUAAGAAGCACAGGCGGGUUGAAAUCGUCCACCCCUUCGCAGCUUAAAGCGGCGACUAAAUUGAAUUUGGACCACAAAGUAAUGUCGCCAAAGAAGAGUACCAUGUCCAAUGAGGAGCUCUACGCGGUCAUCCACAAAACUAAGAAGAAGCUCAACAUCGACGACCAACCGCAUAGAGCGUCUCCGGUAACCGUAGGUGAAAGCACCGCCCCUAAAAAGCCAGCGGUAGAGACCGGCUAUAUAGGAAGCAGACUCAGUUGGUCGCCCAGCAGGGGUGAAUACAUAGACCUCAACCCCGAUACGGACAAAAUUUCGCCGCCCAACGAAUCGGGAAGUCGUCAAAGCUGCAAAGAUCGCAAAAGCCCCAAGAAAACGUCCACGUUGGAUUUCAAAAGGUUGCUGCUAUCGAAAACUAGUUCCUUGUCAGCCAACAAAAAAGUAUCCGCGGUGGAGCAAUUGAAACUAUCCAAACAGAAAAUGGAGCAGAAACCACAGCCCACUUCCCCUGGCAACGUUAAAGACAUGACAAUAUUAGACCUGAGCUCUUCUCCGAGGAGCUUGCUCAACAGAAGACUGUUAAAUAACCCUCCAGGUUCGCCCGACAAGGCGUCCAUUAAACCGACCGCGAAAAUCCUGUCUCCACGGUCGCAUUGGCGAUUCGCCAAUCCGAGAAGCGACGUAUUGUCUUCCACCAUCAUGGAGGACUGUCGGGAAGACGAAAGCAGCGGCAAUUCGUCAACGUCCAUGGAGAAAAAGAAGGGAAACGCGACCCGAAUUAGUCAAGCCGAAGAAAGUACAAAUAGUCCACUGUCCAUUAGUCAAAGGCUGUCCGCGCAGCGGGCCGAGUUUUUCGGCAACACUGCGAGCGACGGAAAUGUCAAGAAGGUGCCACCAACGUUGGAAACUGCGUUUUAACGCGCUGUUUUUUUAUAGUAUGCAUGACACAGAAUAGACAAACAACCAGAAGGAUAACGCUCAGUUUCCCAGCGACACUUUGCUUAACCUAAAAAUAAAAAAAUAACCUACAGAAAACUCUUUGUCAAGACGGAAAAUGAUGCAAAAUGCACUCGAUCAAAAUAAAUGUCAAUACAUUGAAAUUUGCCAUAAUUGAAAACAAUUUUUUAAUACGCCUCUGCGUUCUACCUGUAUUAAAUGGGAUGACGAUUUGUGAAACUUCAGGGAAUUUCGGGAGAGUCAGCCUUCUGUUUAUUCUGUGUUCACAGCAUACGAAGUUUUACAUAUAUAUCUACGCCAAAAUAUAUUUAUUUAUUUUUGUAUGAAACUAUUACGAAUUUACGAAUGUAUUUUUCAUAUUAAGUUCUAGUCUUGCAAAUAUUUUGAUACCGAGUUCAAUUUAGUUUGGUUUUAUAUAGCAUUUUACGACUUCACUUCUUUCUGUAAAGGUAGACCUGGAUCGUGGUCAAACAUUCACAUUCCUGUUGUCUGUGGAACUUAGAAAUGCGCAAGUUGGCCACGAUGUACCCUGUCCACCUAAAGAUUUUAUGCAUCAUCACAAUAUCUGAUACUUUAUGUUCGAGUGGGCAUAUGUAACUUUUUUGUUCUUUUUAAAGAUUAUAAGUAUUCUAAAAUAAGUUAUUUAUAUUUAAAAGUAAUAUAUUUCGAUUUUUUGUAAAUAAACUGAAAAUAAAAAGGUUAAAGUGGUUUGUCGUACAAUGUGAUUAAAAAUUUACAUUGAUUACAUUCCUA
Cylas formicarius (sweet potato weevil) is the source of this 5642-nucleotide messenger RNA. RefSeq lists its product as uncharacterized. Bases 240 to 4850 code for a protein of 1536 amino acids. The transcript has 6 exons. Lineage: Eukaryota; Metazoa; Arthropoda; Insecta; Coleoptera; Brentidae. The record is from RefSeq and is a predicted model, not a curated record.